Melanaphis sacchari is the source of this 771-nucleotide messenger RNA. It is a transcript of the gene Trs31, whose product is annotated as trafficking protein particle complex subunit 5. NCBI's taxonomy places the organism in Eukaryota, Metazoa, Arthropoda, Insecta, Hemiptera, Aphididae. Bases 157 to 732 code for a protein of 191 amino acids. The record is from RefSeq and is a predicted model, not a curated record. Gene Ontology annotation, biological process: endoplasmic reticulum to Golgi vesicle-mediated transport. The transcript has 5 exons. Gene Ontology annotation, cellular component: TRAPPIII protein complex; TRAPPI protein complex; TRAPPII protein complex.
UCAAGUCAUAUAAAAUAAGAUAAUCUUAUUUAUCAAAUCAUGUACUUUAUAGCCUAUAAUAUAUUAUUUAAUCACGUAUUCGUUCAGAGUUUCGAUUAAUUUCAUGUUAUUUACAUAAAAAUUUGUGAUAUAAGGUUUUCAGAACUAUUUUAUAAAAUGAAUCCAAUUCAAAUAUCGAAUAUGAGACAAAAAACAAGUAUACUAGAUAAGUCUAUUAGCAAAGGUAAAGGUGAAAUCAACAUGAACUGUUUUGCAUUGAUGUUUUCUGAACUAGUACAGUAUUGUCAAGGAAAGGCUCAUACAGUAAAUGAAUUACAAAUGAGAUUAUCUGACUUGGGACAAGAAGUUGGUACAAAAUUAAUAGAUUUACAUUUUCUACGUGAAAAAAACAGCAAACGCGAGAUAAAAUUAUUGAAUAUGCUGUUAUUUAUUAAAUCUACCUUCUGGAAAAGUUUCUUUGGCCGCGAAGCUGACAAAUUAGAACACUCAAAUGAUGAUGAUUCUACCUAUUAUAUAAUUGAAAAAGAGCCAUUAGUAAAUAAAUUCAUUUCAGUUCCUAAAGAUAAAGGUAAUUUGAACUGUGCUGUAUUUGUUGGUGGCAUAAUUGAAGGAAUACUAAAUUCAUCGGGCUUUAAUGCUAAAGUCACCGCACAUUGGCACAAAGGUACUACUUACAUGGUAAAAUUUGAAGACCAUGUUAUAACCAGAGACAAACAAAUGGAUGAACGUUAAUAUCAUUAAAUCAUAGAUCUAUUUUUUUUUUUUUGCUGU